GGCAUAGUGAUAUGGAAAACCAAUUCCUAAACCUCGCAAACUCUAUGAUAACGAGCCCAAAUCAAUUAGAGGCAUGUCCAGACCAAAUGAGAACCCAUCCAUGCAAUUGUGUGCAGAUGCAAUCGUCAGCUCCUGCAGCAUUUCAAAGAAUCCUCAUGAACGAAGUUAAUAAUAUGGAACCAAAGUUGCCCUUCGAUUAUUUUCCACCAAAUUAUCAGCAUAAUAUACAUACGAGGUGUCUUCGUGCUGCUUGUCCAAAUAACAUCGUGCACUAUGCAUAUGGACAGGAAUACUUCGCCUGUCAGUUGAAAGGAUGCUUCUAUUGCCAUCGGAACUACACAUAUAAUCAUCCUCCAACACACUGUGCUUGCGUCAACGCUUACAAUUUCUCGCAUGGACAAUUAAACAAUAUUCAACAGCCAUUCCUUCAGUAUCAGACGUAUAAUUAUGAUCCACAGUGCUUAACUUUUCCUAACCAUGAACAGUCUACUCCAAAUAAAAUCGAACACACGGAUAACAAUGAUAAUAAUACUGGCAACUUGGAAUCAAAACAAGAUGAACGAAUGGAGAAAAAGUAUAAAUGCAAUUAUUUUGACUGUGGGAAGAGCUAUGCGAAACUAUGUCACUUGAGGGCUCAUUAUCGUGUUCAUACUGGCGAACGUCCUCUCGUCUGCGUGUUUCCAUAUCCUCGUGAGGUGUUUUCUAGACUUCCAACGGGUUCACUAACCAUACCAAUAUGUGGUGAAAAAUUUGCACGUUCAGAUGAAUUGACGAGACAUUUGCGAAAACAUCUCAAUAUGCGACCAUUUAAAUGUCAUAUAUGCUCAAAAUCAUUUAGUAGAUCUGAUCAUUGUAAAACUCAUCUACGUAUUCACUUGCGUAAAAGGUGUAAAGCUAAUGCUAAUUCCUGUCAUAAUAGCCUUACUGAGGCACCAGGCACUCAUGGUGAAGAGUUGAGUGGGAAUUCAUCAUAUCCUAUAUCAACUGAAGAAAUGGAUAUUAAAUUUCUCAACCCUUUGCCGUCAUCUUCAUCAUCUUCACACGUUCCAGUGACUGCAGACUACACAAGGUCAUUUACAACAACACCAUAUUCAUUAUCUGCAAUUUCAUCACCAGCCCCUUCCUACUCGUAAAUUUCGCUGUUGAUUAUCUCAAACGUAUUAUGUAGAACGUCUUCAGACGCUACUUUCACAGUCAAGCUGAUUUCGUCAACAGUAAUGCAAACAUUUUACGUUGAU
Heterobilharzia americana is the source of this 1238-nucleotide messenger RNA. Lineage: Eukaryota; Metazoa; Platyhelminthes; Trematoda; Strigeidida; Schistosomatidae. The record is from the annotation of a GenBank genome assembly.